Molecule: messenger RNA, 2154 nt
Organism: Schistosoma guineensis
Lineage: Eukaryota; Metazoa; Platyhelminthes; Trematoda; Strigeidida; Schistosomatidae
Source: the annotation of a GenBank genome assembly
CUUGGAUACAAUAAUUUACAAAUUUACAUUAUCCUAUUCAUACAUCAAAAGUAUUUCAUUAUGUAAUCAUGUUUCUACUAUUAAUUAUUCUGUAAAAUAAAAAUUAAAGAAACAAACAAACAUUUUUUUUAAAAAUGCGAUAAACUUAGACGAGUUCAGUGGAAUAUGAUUACGUAAUGAGAUUAUUUUUUUUCAUUGUGAUUAUUAAUAUGAUAUUUACUAUUAAAAGUAAUCAACUUUCUGAUCCAAAUUGUCGAUGCUUUCUGUUCGAUAGUACAAUGUAUAAAUCGGGUAUAUUUAAAACACCGAAUUAUCCGAAAAAUUAUCAAUAUGAAUUAAAUUGUUUAUUGUAUUACUUUCAUGGUUUAUCUAAUGAACUAGUGAAAAUUACAUUUACAACAUUCAAUUUAAGAAAACCUAUUGAGAAAAAAUGUAUAGAUUAUUUAGAUAUGUUUACUACAAUUGAAUCAAAUAAUCAAAUGGCAAAACAUUCUAAUCUUAUGAAUAUCUCUUCAAUAAAUUAUUCUAGACCAGCGGAUUAUAGAUUAUGCGGUGAUUUAAAUGAUUUUCCACAAAAUGAUUUUUAUUCAAUUAGUUCUAUAUUAUUAUUAAUAUUUCAUACAGCAUCUAAAAUUCCUGGUAUCAAAUAUCAUCAACAAAUGGGAUUUAUUGGUCAAUUUACAUUUGAUUUAAAAACAGAUAAUAAUCAACGAAUUCUAUUAACAUUUCAUUCAAUUCGAUUAAAAUCAAUGACAAAUGAAGAUAAUAUAAGUAAUAUAGAAAGAUGCAGUACAAGAAAUUCUAUACCUGUGCAAAAUGAUUUUAUUUCCAUAUCUGAGAUGUACAAGAAUAAAUCGAGAACAUUGGCAUAUCUUUGUACUAACCUAGUGAAUAUACAACUUGUUUCACAUACUUCUAUAUUAAAAUUGGAUUUUAUCAGUCGUAGUCCUUUCUAUCAAGGUCAAGGUUUUCAUGGAACUUAUGAAUUUGUUCAUGAAUCUCAAGUUUUACCUUCUCCAUUUCUUGAAGAUGAUCAACUAGUUGAAACUAAUGAACAUGAAGAAAAAUAUCAAAAUUCUAGAAAUAAUCAAGAUAAACUAGAAAAUUUGUCAAAUACCAAUAAGUCCAGACUAUUUUUUGCUGAUGCUGGAUUUACAUCCACAAGAAAUAUGCAAUUUCGCGAAGAUGAAUAUUCAUCGGAUCCAGAUUUUAUGAACUUUCAUUAUUCUAAUCAAUUCGAUAAUGAAAUGAAAUCAAAAUAUGUACAAAGAAAAUUAAUUGUUUCAAAAGGUCCAGUAAAUCGUACACAAGGUAUAAUUCAUUCACCUCAAUACCCGGAACCUUAUCCACCUUCAAUUAUAACAAUGUAUACUUUUAUAGGCCAGCCUACAGAGAUAAUUUUAGUGAAAUUUUUAUUUUUAGAACUUGGAAAUUCAAAUAACUGUGAAAAUGAAAAUCAAUCAUUAGGUGAUCGUAUUCAAUUAAUCGAUGGAAUACAUAUUGAUGAUCCAUUAAUUAUAGAAUAUUGUGAAAAUAAAAUUAUAACCAAUAAUCAACAAAAUUUGUAUACAACAAUUAAACCUGAAUAUUUUAUUUCAUCAAAGAAUUUAAUGAUAAUAAUAUUUAAAAGUGACCAUAUAACUAAACCAAAUGAAUUAGGUUUUAAAUUAUUUUAUAGUUUUGAACUAAAAGAUCAAAAUUAUAUAAAACAUACUUAUAAAGAAGAAAAAGAAAGAAAAGAAAAAGGAAAAAAAGAAAACUAUUUAACGAUAACUAAUCAAAAUGGAAUCAUUCAAAAUAAACCGGUGAAUUGUUCAAAGUUUACACUUAUUACUGAAAUAAGUUUAAUUCUGCCUAUAAUCAUAUGUUUCCAAUUGAAAGAAAACAGAUAACAUAGUGAAUCAUGGAUAUGUUUCGAAUACCUCUGGUGAUACUAGGUUAUUAUACAGGUCACCAUAACAAUCAGAAACGAGAUUUUAAUAAAUAAUUAUAUAUAUUUACAUAUUUAUUAUACUUGAUUUUUUGACUAUGAAACAAUGGUGACUUUUCUAUUUACUCUUUCAUUCAACCUAUAAAAUUCGUUAAAAUUCUAGAUGAAUGUCAUUCCUCUCUCCUUCCUUCUUUCUUUCUUUCUUUCUCUCUCUCUCUCUCUCU